AUGAUUUCUCAGAAGGUUGCUCAGCAAUCGCUGCGGCGGCUUGCCGUCCAGCAGCCCUAUGCCAUGCGCUGGUCUUUGAUGAACUCCGCAACCCCCGCUGCUGUCGCUAUGGGACGUUUUAUGCAGACCAGACAAGCUGCCACUACCUCGAACACCUCUGACCCUACCAAGAUCCUUGCGCAGCAGCGUCUGAACCGUCCCGUUUCCCCUCACCUUUCCAUCUACCGCCCCCAGAUCACUUGGAUCGGCAGUAGUUUUCACCGUAUUACCGGAUUCGCCCUUUCUGGUUCUCUGUAUCUUUACGCGACUGCAUACCUCGCCUCACCGUUGCUUGGCUGGCAUCUGGAGUCGGCCUCCGUGGCCGCUGCUUUCGCUGCCCUUCCCAUUGUUGCCAAGGUCCUUCUCAAGGGUUUUAUGGCUCUUCCUUUCACCUACCACUGCUUCAACGGAGUCCGCCACUUGGUCUGGGAUCUUGGUAGGGGAAUCACCAACCAGCAGGUCAUCAAGUCUGGUUGGACUGUGGUGGGGCUGAGCGUCCUCAGCGCCCUUGCUCUCGCUUUCCUGUGA
This is a messenger RNA of Aspergillus oryzae RIB40, 567 nucleotides long. RefSeq names its product succinate dehydrogenase cytochrome b560 subunit. The record is from RefSeq and is a predicted model, not a curated record. Gene Ontology annotation, cellular component: membrane. NCBI's taxonomy places the organism in Eukaryota, Fungi, Ascomycota, Eurotiomycetes, Eurotiales, Aspergillaceae. The coding region runs from base 1 to 567 and encodes 188 amino acids. The transcript is spliced from 3 exons. Gene Ontology annotation, biological process: tricarboxylic acid cycle; mitochondrial electron transport, succinate to ubiquinone. Gene Ontology annotation, molecular function: electron transfer activity; succinate dehydrogenase activity.